AUGAGUUAUCACAAGGCAUGGGUCCUGCAGAGCUCUAGCAACAGAGGCCAAAAUGGCAGAUAUCUGGAAGAAGAUACUGCAGGAAUCAUAGACUCAGAUGAAUACACUCCGCAGCCUGGACUCUCUGGGUCGAUCCAGGCCCACAGCCAGACAGCAGAGGACUCAGACUCAGAAUACUUAUCCUGUGCCUCUUUUGAAGACAAGCUCGAUCACAAUGGAAUCAUAGAAUCAGAUGAAAACACUCCACAGCCUGGACCCUCUGGGUUGACCCAGGCCCACAGCCAGACAGCAGAGGACUCAGACUCAAAAUACUUAUCCUCUGCCUCUUUUGAAGACAAGCUUGAUCACAAUGAGGCUUGUCUCUGCCUUGUCCUGUGCCUCUUGGAAGGGAGCCAGGCCAGGUCUUUGCUCCUCAUGCCAGCUGGAUGUGUGGAAUCUGGUGAAAAUGUAAUGAAUACAACUUAUUGCAACAAUAUUUUAUCCAGAAAAAAUCUUAAAAAGCCCAUUGCUCAUCUUCCAUGUCCUGGAAAAGUGACACUUGCUGUUCACUGCUGUCCAGUCUACUUUGAAUUGAGGCCAGUGGUGGAAACAGCCAUGCUGGAGCUGGUGAGGCUGCCCUACCACCUGAUAUUUGCAGUGGCUUCAGAGGACUCUUUGCUUCUAUAUGACACGCAGCAGCCUUAUUCACGCAGCAGUAAUAUUUCAUGCUCCAAUGACGGGGCCUUCCUGGCUAUUUCAUCCAAGGAUGGCUAUUGUUCAUUUGUGAACAUUUGAGAAGAUGAACUUGGAAUUCCUUUGAAAGAGAAGCCAGUUUUGAGCAUGAGAACCCCUGAGACAGCAAAGAGAACCAAGACUCAGAUGCACCAAGGGUCUUCGCUGGGAUCCAGACAAGUAGAGGGAACCCCCACCAGCAGAAUCCAAGACCCCAGCAGUCCCUGCACAACCCUUCCUCAGGCCAGACAAUUUCCAGCUCUAGCAACAAUCAAGGACACUCCCUCAAUUACUUGGUGUCAAAAACUUCUUGACCCCAAGGAGGAGAAGACCCUGCAGCCUACUAGUCAAAACACGAAAGCCCACCCAUUCUGCUGGGUUACUCUGAACACAUUGCAAGCCUGGAGCAAGACAACACCCCAGAGAAUAAAUGUAAUACCCUUAAAGACAGAUACUUCACAAAAUUCUGUACCACUCAGCAUAAUUGCCAUCCCCUCAACUGAAGAAAUUCAGUCAGAGAUGUCUGGAGACCCUCAGGGUAGUCCUCCAGAGCAGAAACAGCCCAGUUUUGGUGAAAACAAUGGAAGCACCCAAAGUCUAGACCCUUGA
Molecule: messenger RNA, 1320 nt
Organism: Galeopterus variegatus (Sunda flying lemur)
Lineage: Eukaryota; Metazoa; Chordata; Mammalia; Dermoptera; Cynocephalidae
Product: chromatin assembly factor 1 subunit B-like
Biological process (GO): DNA replication-dependent chromatin assembly; nucleosome assembly
Cellular component (GO): CAF-1 complex; nucleus
Source: RefSeq, a predicted model, not a curated record